Messenger RNA from Pieris napi, 3397 nucleotides. RefSeq names its product sodium-dependent dopamine transporter (gene DAT). Gene Ontology annotation, biological process: sodium ion transmembrane transport; dopamine uptake involved in synaptic transmission. The coding region runs from base 70 to 1884 and encodes 604 amino acids. The transcript is spliced from 12 exons. Gene Ontology annotation, molecular function: dopamine:sodium symporter activity. The record is from RefSeq and is a predicted model, not a curated record. NCBI's taxonomy places the organism in Eukaryota, Metazoa, Arthropoda, Insecta, Lepidoptera, Pieridae. Gene Ontology annotation, cellular component: neuronal cell body membrane; neuron projection; presynaptic membrane.
GCGAUACGCGGCGCUCGGAGAUGGCGCGGCCGCCGAACCCCACGUUGUGGCGGCGAGUCUUCCUCUAGAAUGUCUCUGAAGACGCCGACUCCGGCGGUCGGCGAGCGCGAGACAUGGGGCAAGAAGGUGGACUUUCUUCUCUCUGUCAUCGGCUUCGCUGUCGACCUCGCAAACGUCUGGCGGUUCCCUUACCUCUGCUACAAGAAUGGAGGAGGGGCUUUCUUGGUACCGUACUGCAUCAUGCUGGUGGUUGGGGGCAUUCCGCUCUUCUACAUGGAGCUGGCUUUGGGUCAGUUCCAUCGCAAAGGAGCUAUUACUUGCUGGGGCAGGCUCGUUCCGUUGUUUAAGGGCAUAGGUUACGCUGUGGUUUUGAUUGCUUUCUACGUCGACUUCUACUACAACGUUAUCAUCGCAUGGGCUCUUCGUUUUUUCUUCGCCUCUUUCACCACCAUGCUACCAUGGACCAACUGCGAUAAUGAAUGGAACACACCGGCUUGUCAACCGUUCGAAGCCAACUGGGAGACAGCAAAUGCAAGCCGAGUUCGUAACAGCUCAUCCAUGGCACCUCGAGCUACACCAUUCACAUCAGCAGCUUCCGAAUAUUUCAAUCGGGCAAUACUGGAACUACAAGACAGUGAAGGGCUUCACGAUCUGGGAGCGAUUAAAUGGGACAUGGCUUUAUGUUUGCUGGCUGUUUAUAUUAUUUGCUACUUUUCCUUAUGGAAAGGUAUUAGUACGUCUGGCAAAGUGGUUUGGUUCACGGCUCUAUUUCCUUAUGCUGUAUUGCUAAUUCUCUUGGUACGAGGGAUUACCCUUCCCGGUUCAGCGACAGGAAUUGCGUAUUAUUUGAGUCCUAAUUUUGAAGCGAUAGGUCAGCCACAGGUUUGGGUAGACGCUGCCACGCAAGUUUUUUUCUCUUUGGGUCCAGGUUUUGGAGUGCUAUUGGCAUAUGCGUCGUACAAUAAAUAUCACAACAACGUUUACAAGGAUGCCAUUUUGACAAGCGUUAUAAACUCUUGCACCUCUUUCGUUGCUGGUUUCGUCAUAUUUAGCGUGUUGGGUUACAUGGCUUAUACUUCUGGUAAAGAUGUUCAGGAUGUGGCAACCGAGGGGCCCGGCCUUGUAUUCGUCGUUUACCCAGCAGCUAUAGCAACUAUGCCAGGAUCCACAUUUUGGGCGUUAAUAUUUUUCAUGAUGCUGCUAACUUUGGGUUUGGAUAGCUCUUUUGGUGGUUCGGAAGCGAUUAUAACUGCAUUGAGUGACGAAUAUCCCCCAAUUGGUCGUCACAGGGAGAUAUUUGUGGCCUGUCUCUUCACAUUAUAUUUCUUUGUGGGUCUAACAUCGUGCACUAAAGGUGGCUUCUACUUCUUUCAACUUUUGGAUCGAUAUGCCGCGGGGUAUUCUAUGCUGGUCGCUGUUUUCUUUGAAGCAAUUGCCGUGUCGUGGAUUUACGGUACUGAAAGAUUCUGCGAAGAUAUUCAAGACAUGAUCGGCUUUAAACCUGGCCUUUAUUGGCGAAUUUGCUGGCGAUUUAUUGCACCUGCAUUUCUUCUGUUUAUCACGGUGUAUGGGCUUUUGGAUUACGAACCUUUGCAAUACGAAGGCUAUAUAUACCCAUGGUGGGCUAACGCUCUCGGAUGGGCUAUAGCUGGCUCCAGUGUGAUUUGCAUACCGACUGUUGCCAUAUAUAAAAUUUUGACGACCAAAGGAACCUUUUUCGAGCGUCUUCACAUUUUGACAACCCCGUACGCGGACUCGGAGCGCGCCUUACACAAUGGGGUAGUGGUGUCAGAGAGUGGCGGGGUCCGUUUGACGUCAGCUGUCACCACCCCUACUACCCCACCAGUGACCACCCCCAAUGGCUCACAGCCAGCACCUGUGUGAGCCCAACUCUCCUUCGACGUCUACUAUGUUUAAAUGUCUAGCUUACAUAAUUACAGUAGGACGUUCUUUUCGGGCGGGUUUUUAUAUAUAUCUCAAGGUAUAGUCUAGUCUUGAGCAAUGUCAUGUCAAGCUGUAAGGAAUUGCUUUGAAUUGAGUUUUGACAGCUGUUAUCUAAGCUGUCAAAAUAGGGCGGGCUAUUUAAAGUUUUUAUUAUUAGAUUAGCAAGUAGUAAUAACUAGGCCAUAACUUAGUAAAUGGAUAAUUAUUUAAUAUACGCAGUAGCUACUCGAUAACUUUGCAGUAAUCAUAACUGGCUUAUUGUAGAAAAAAAUAAUGCUAAAUUUAAUGCGGUGGUUUGCGCCAUUCAGUAAACCGUCGUUAAUAUAUGUAGUGUAAUUAAAAUUACUUCUGAGCAUAAGGUUGAAGCUGGAACAAUUAGAAAUAGUACGAAGUUCACAAUUUAGUUCUACUAAUCACAAUACACUGGACCCAAGACAAGAAUUUUAUAAUGCUUGCAUAACUGUCAAAAUAUUCAAAUAGUAAAAUCAUCAGUGAUUGUCAUAAUCGAUCAUAAAUAAUAGAAUUAAAAAGUUGAAAUAAAAUUUUAGAAAUUGGUUCCAAAGAUUUCCUGUAGUUUUGCAAUAGACAUAGUUCAAGUAUUUACCUUUCAAGUGUUAUACAUUUCUUAACCUAAUCUAAGAUAAAUUAAUAUUUCAUCACGAGGCAGUUUAAAAUUGCUUAAAAAAUAGUUGUAACUUUUAUUAUAUUUUAAAUCUUUCGAAUAUUCGAUUUGGAAUAUGAAAUGCUGUGUAGAUAAUAGUAAAUGUAGGAAAUUAAUAUUAUAAGCCUGGAUUUAUCUUAUAGGCAUACUUAUGUCGUACUUGAUGUUGUGCAAAGUUCAUAUACCCACAAUAUGGUUAUAACAACCAUUUUAAUGGAAUAUAUAAUAUGUAUGUAGUGAUUUAAAAAAAUAUAUUAACUAUAUUCGAUAUAGCUUAGGAUUUUUCUCUCUCGGUGUUGUGGUUAACUGUUUGAUGGUGUUCCAUUUUUAGUAGGUACUUAAAUUAUGUUAUUUUACAAUUCCUCACUCCGCGAUGGGCAAUGCGGACUGAUGAAAUGUAUUUCUUACUAUGUUUUAUGUAUGUUUAAGCGUAAAAUGGUUCGUAUCAAAGGAUCUUCCAUUAUUUGAUAAGGUCGUCUCCACACGUCGCAGUUAAACGUUUGAUGUGUAUCUGAUGCAUAUAAUCUCUUAUUGUAGGAUUUUUCUCUACCGUUUUAAAUUUUCUUGUAUAACUUUUUCUCUACGUGUUAGAUAAAUAAUAUAUAACUUUAAUCACUUGAACCGCUUUGCAAAGAGAAGCUUUAUAUUUGGCUAAAAUUGUAUCCAUUUUAUAGUAGAAUGUAGAAUUUGGUGUUAAGAUGUUAUACAUUUAUCGUAAUAGUAAAUAUUUAUAAUCUAUUGUCAUACCAGCCAUUGUGACAAUUGAUUUCGCUAAUAAAUUUGUUUGUACUC